Messenger RNA from Nelumbo nucifera (sacred lotus), 1319 nucleotides. RefSeq names its product peroxidase 72-like. Gene Ontology annotation, molecular function: peroxidase activity; heme binding. Gene Ontology annotation, biological process: response to oxidative stress; hydrogen peroxide catabolic process. The record is from RefSeq and is a predicted model, not a curated record. NCBI's taxonomy places the organism in Eukaryota, Viridiplantae, Streptophyta, Magnoliopsida, Proteales, Nelumbonaceae.
UCUCAUCACAAGUAACCUCGAGAAAACCCGCCUGCAGAAAACAAAUUAAACAGAAAUGGCUCUCUCGAAGAUCAUUCUCAUGGUUCUUUCUCUUCUUGCCUUGUCUCCACUCUGCUUCUCUCAGAAAAGCAAUGGCGGUGACCUCUACCCGCAGUUCUACGACCACUCGUGCCCAAGAGCUCAGAAGAUCGUUAAGUCUAUUGUCGCAAAAGCAGUGGCUAAGGAGCUACGAAUGGCUGCUUCAUUGCUGAGGCUCCAUUUCCAUGACUGCUUUGUUAAGGGCUGUGAUGCAUCUCUUCUGUUGGACAGCAGCGGGACCAUAAUCAGCGAGAAGCGCUCGAAUCCAAACCGGAACUCGGCUCGAGGUUUCGAAGUCAUCGAUGAGAUAAAAUCUGCACUGGAGAAGGAAUGCCCACACACUGUCUCUUGUGCCGAUAUCCUGGCCCUUGCUGCUCGAGAUUCUACCGUUCUGGCUGGUGGUCCUAGCUGGGAAGUUCCCUUGGGAAGAAGAGACGCUAGAGGUGCAAGCUUAAGUGGCUCUAACAACAACAUUCCUGCUCCCAACAACACAUUUCAGACUAUCCUCACUAAGUUUAAGUUGAAGGGACUAAACGUCGUUGAUCUCGUCGCUCUCUCUGGGAGCCACACCAUCGGAAAUGCUAGAUGCACCAGUUUCAGGCAGAGGCUGUACAACCAGUCCGGCAAUGGGCAACCUGAUUACUCACUAGACCAGUCGUACGCCGCCCAGUUGAGGACCCGCUGCCCAAGAUCCGGUGGCGAUCAGAACCUCUUCUUCUUGGACUUUGUUAGCCCCACGAAAUUCAACAACCAUUACUACAAGAACAUUUUGGAUUCAAAGGGUCUACUGAAUUCUGAUCAAGUUCUUCUCACGAAGAGUGAAGCCUCAAUGGAGCUGGUGAAGGAAUAUGCAGAGAACAACCAACUCUUCUUCGAGCAGUUCGCUAUAUCCAUGGUUAAGAUGGGGAACCUCUCUCCAUUGACAAGGUCCAAAGGAGAGAUCAGGAAGAACUGCAGGAGGGUUAACAGCGACUAAGCUAUACAACAACUGUGGGAAUAAUAGUUACGUUGUGGGUCAUAGACAAUAAACUCACGUUGUACGUGAGCUUUUUGUUUCAAGGUGUGGAGCAAUGUCUGUCUGUUACUCUUGUAGCUAGGUGGUGUUUGGUAAUGUGUGUGAUUGUGUAUUGUGCACUUUCCGGAUUUUGUUCCAGUCAGAGUUGAUGGAUUUUCGUUUUCCCCCUGUGAAUAACACGUACUCUGGGUCUUUCAAUUGGCAGCCCAUCUUGGGUGGGGGCCCA